AUGAAAAGUCCAUCAAUCGAUCUUGGCCUGCUUUCAGAUGCAUCGUCAACCCAACACGAACAAGAACUGCGAAAACUUUGUUCUGUUCUUAAUUCAUGGGGUUGCUUACAGCUUGUGAAUCAUGGGAAGGAAUUAUUUGCUCUGCCAUUAGAGCAAAAACAGAAGCAUAACACAACAUUAGACUGGUUUGAAGGUUAUGGAGGUGCUACAAUUUCUGAGGGUCAGAAUUACAACUGGAAUGAUAGACUGCAUCUCAGAGUCAAUCCUGUUGAUCAGCGCAAUUUCAACUUUUGGCCUGAAUAUAUUCUAAAUUUCAGGGAAACAUUGGAGGAGUACGCCGUGGAAGUGAGGAGAGUAACAAAAUCCCUCUUAAAGGCGAUUGCAAAAUCAGUCGAGUUGGAUGAAGACAGCUUUCUGAAAGAGUGUGGAGAAGACGAGAUGAUGAGAAAUGGCAAACUGAAGAGUGUGGUGCACAAGGUUGUGAUUGAUAAGGAGUAA
Chenopodium quinoa (quinoa) is the source of this 498-nucleotide messenger RNA. Its product is annotated as S-norcoclaurine synthase 1-like. Bases 1 to 498 code for a protein of 165 amino acids. The transcript has 4 exons. Lineage: Eukaryota; Viridiplantae; Streptophyta; Magnoliopsida; Caryophyllales; Amaranthaceae. The record is from RefSeq and is a predicted model, not a curated record.